AUGCCCAAGCUGAUCCCACGGGUGUUUAAUGGGGAUGCAAGGACAGCCUGUGUGUCUCUGUCCCAUCCAGUUACCUCCUCCAGAGCCUCAUCACCCAGAGACAGGGUCGGGGUGAACCCCAGGUUCAGGCUGCUGAGGCCAGAUGGUGCAACAGGUUUGGGGUCUCUUAGAGCACCGAGCAUCAUCCAGGCCACUUCCCCGGGAUUCCAAAAAUGUGGGCGUGGUCUUCCAGGCGUCUCCCUGCGGAUCCUCUCAGCAGACAGUCUGUCCAACAGUAUGCUGUCCUCAGCUCUGGAGUGGGAUUACUACGACCCAAGUUAUGUAAACCAGAACAAUAUACCCAAAAACAACCAUCGAAGACCUGGGAUGAAUGUAAAGCAGAACCGGGUGUAA
Messenger RNA from Nematolebias whitei (Rio pearlfish), 393 nucleotides. It is a transcript of the gene hwa, whose product is annotated as huluwa. Lineage: Eukaryota; Metazoa; Chordata; Actinopteri; Cyprinodontiformes; Rivulidae. Bases 1 to 393 code for a protein of 130 amino acids. The transcript is spliced from 3 exons. The record is from RefSeq and is a predicted model, not a curated record.